AUGGCCUUCAUGUUGCUCGUGGAGACGUGGCAGCGGGAGUUGGACUACUAUCACCUGAAGGAGCUCCGUCCUGUGGACUGGACAGAUGAUGACUUUGGGGAGGGUCUGGGCUGCAGUGAAGUUGGGGAGACUCCUAUUCAGGUUUUGGAAACCAGAAUGGACGUCAACAACAUGUCAUACAACAACACGACACACAACAACAUGUCAUACAACAACACGUCAUACAACAACCCAUCACACAACAACACGUCGUUCAACAGCAGCAGCAGCGUCCUAGAAGUAGCAGAAGACGAAUAUGAAGAAGCACCUGGAGAUCUCUUCUUCUGGGGUGAUUACAGCAGCUUACACUCAGCCUCCUCUAAUGUCGCCGCCCCCCCAGGCUCCUUUGCGUUAAGCGGCGUCCCCUCCGACUCCGAUCAUCUCCCUAACAGCACCAUCAGCUUCCUUCAUAGCUUCCCAUCCAAUAAUGUAACGGUCGGCCUCCUCGGGUACCUCGAUGACACGGAGGCUGGACUCAUCGACAACGUGGCGACGUGCAUCAUCAUCAUCAUCAGCCUUCCUCUCAUCCUCAUCGCCAUCCACUCCCUCUACUCGCUGGUACGCAGUGACCACGUUGCCCCCAUCUACGUCAUCAACCUUCUGACCUCUGACCUCAUCCAGCUCUGCUGCAUGAUCUGUGAAGUCGCCCGUCCUCGGAGCCCGAUGAUAUUCAUCAUCAACAAAUGUAUUCACAACUACAGUCUGAUGACCAGUGUUGUCUUCAUGGUGUGCAUCGCCCUGGAAAGGUACCUGCUGAUCGUCUUCCCCCUGUGGUACCACUGCAGACAAACCAUCCGGUCCACCGUGGUGAUCUGUGCCCUGGCCUGGGUCCUUCCUUCUCUCUACCUUUUCACUUUAUUUUUUGGUGGUAACUUCAACGUCCCCCAAAUGAUUGCCGUUGUCUUCCUGCUCCUUCCCCUCCCACUGCUCUUGUUCUUCUGCUGUGCGACUCUCAGAGCCCUGUCUGCCUCCGUCUCCAUCCUGCCUGACGAAAAACGACGAAUUGUAGGAACUUUGGUCGUGGUGCUGCUAAUUUACAUGCUGCUGUUCCUGCCCAAUGUUAUUUUGAUACUGGUUGCGAGAUACACAAAAGACCAAUCGCUUGUUGCAACUCUCGUCUACGUGUCUGCGGUGUUUCUUAAGCUGAAUCCUCUCGCAGACCUGGUUCUGUAUAUCUUCACGAAAAAAGGGUUCCUAGACAAGAUCUUGGCCUCUGUGCGUUGCUGCAGAGUAGAAGACAGAGGUCUCAGCAGUCUGGAAACAACAUUAACAGUGUAA
Etheostoma spectabile (orangethroat darter) is the source of this 1317-nucleotide messenger RNA. RefSeq names its product mas-related G-protein coupled receptor member X3-like. Gene Ontology annotation, biological process: positive regulation of Rho protein signal transduction; phospholipase C-activating G protein-coupled receptor signaling pathway. The coding region runs from base 1 to 1317 and encodes 438 amino acids. The transcript has 5 exons. Lineage: Eukaryota; Metazoa; Chordata; Actinopteri; Perciformes; Percidae. Gene Ontology annotation, cellular component: plasma membrane. The record is from RefSeq and is a predicted model, not a curated record. Gene Ontology annotation, molecular function: G protein-coupled receptor activity.